Bacidia gigantensis is the source of this 972-nucleotide messenger RNA. RefSeq lists its product as uncharacterized. The coding region runs from base 1 to 972 and encodes 323 amino acids. The record is from RefSeq and is a predicted model, not a curated record. Gene Ontology annotation, molecular function: transmembrane transporter activity. Gene Ontology annotation, biological process: transmembrane transport. Gene Ontology annotation, cellular component: fungal-type vacuole membrane. The transcript is spliced from 3 exons. NCBI's taxonomy places the organism in Eukaryota, Fungi, Ascomycota, Lecanoromycetes, Lecanorales, Ramalinaceae.
AUGGCCCAGGACGAAAAAGUCGAUAGACGAUCAAGUGAAGGAGGAGUCUCAGAGCCGGACACAUCGUCCACCUCAGACGUUGGUAAGGAUGUUGCUGUUGCCUCUCCAGCCAACGAGCAGGGUGGUGAGCCUGCAGCGGAGAAAGUCUCGGGGCCUGGACCACCUCCAGAUGGUGGCACCAAAGCAUGGCUUCAAGUCCUUGGAGGUUUUCUCCUGGUACUGAACACUUGGGGUCUCGUGAAUUCGUAUGGUGUCUUCCAAACGUACUACUCCACAGAUCUGCUCAAAUCGUCGACUGCGUCAGCUAUCUCAUGGAUUGGGUCGAUUCAGGCCUUCCUUCUCCUCUUUGCUGGAAUCCUGUGCGGCCGAGCCCUUGAUGCCGGCUACUUCUACCACAUGGCUGCGCUUGGUGGUUUCCUCGAAGUCUUCGGAAUGAUGAUGACAUCGAUUGCGACGAAGUAUUGGCAGGUGUUUCUUAGCCAAGGAGUUUGCGUGGGUUUGGGAUGCGGCUGCCUUUUCACACCCAGCAUUGCCAUUAUUGGCACCUAUUUCACGUCAAAGCGAAGUAUUGCGACAGGAUUGGCGGCAAGUGGUAGCAGCGUUGGUGGUGUGAUUUACCCAAUUAUUGUCAGGAGGAUGUUCCAGACAAUCGGAUUCCCAUGGGCGGCGCGAGUCAUGGCUUUUGUCAUGCUUGCCACGAUUGUCAUUGCAAUAACACUUCUACGCCCACGGCUGCCACCACGCAAGUCUGGACCGUUGGUGAUAUGGACUGCUGCCAAAGAGCCGGCAUAUGCAUCCUUUGUCUUGGGGCUCGCACUUGCAUUCGUUGCAUUCUUCAUCCCCUUCUUUUACGUACAAACCUACGCUUUGAAUAUUGGCAUGAAUCAGGACCUAGCGUUUUACACACUGAGCGUCAUGAACGCAAGUGGCAUGAUAGGUCGACUAGUACCAAACUUCCUUGCGGACAAGUAA